Molecule: messenger RNA, 969 nt
Organism: Otolemur garnettii (small-eared galago)
Lineage: Eukaryota; Metazoa; Chordata; Mammalia; Primates; Galagidae
Product: olfactory receptor 1030-like
Exons: 2
Coding region: 1-969 (322 amino acids)
Biological process (GO): G protein-coupled receptor signaling pathway; sensory perception of smell
Cellular component (GO): membrane
Molecular function (GO): G protein-coupled receptor activity; olfactory receptor activity; odorant binding
Source: RefSeq, a predicted model, not a curated record
AUGUUAAAGACAAACUAUACAAUGGUGACUGAGUUUAUUCUCCUGGGACUGACAGACCGAGCUGAGUUGCAACCUGUCUUCUUUGUGGUGUUCUUACUCAUCUAUCUUGUCACAGUCAGCGGCAAUGUGAGCAUGAUUUUGUUAAUCAGAAGUGACUCGAAACUACACACUCCAAUGUACUUCUUCCUGAGUCACCUCUCCUUUGUCGAUCUGUGUUAUGCCACCAAUGUCACUCCUCAGAUGCUGGUUAAUUUCUUAUCCAAGAGAAAAACCAUUUCCUUCAUUGGCUGUUUUAUACAGUUUCACUUUUUUAUUUCCCUGGUGAUCACAGACUAUUAUAUGCUCACAGUGAUGGCUUAUGACCGCUACAUGGCCAUCUGCAAGCCUUUGCUUUAUGGUAGCAAAAUGUCCAGACGUGUCUGCCUCUCUCUCGUGGCUGCUCCUUACAUUUACGGCUUUGCAAAUGGUCUGGCACAAACCAUCCUGAUGCUCCGUCUGUCCUUCUGUGGACCCAAUGAGAUCAACCACUUUUACUGUGCAGACCCACCUCUCAUGGUCCUCGCCUGCUCAGACACCUAUGUCAAAGAGACCGCCAUGUUUGUGGUGGCUGGUUCCAACCUCACCUGCUCCCUCACCAUCAUCCUCAUCUCCUACAUCUUCAUCUUCACAGCCAUCUUGCGCAUCCGCUCUGCUGAGGGCAGGAGCAAGGCCUUCUCCACCUGUGGUUCCCACAUGUUGGCUGUCACCCUGUUCUAUGGGACACUCUUCUGCAUGUAUGUAAGACCACCAACAGAUAAGACCGUGGAGGAAUCCAAAAUAAUAUCUGUCUUCUAUACCUUUGUCAGUCCAGUGCUUAAUCCACUCAUCUACAGUCUGCGGAACAGAGAUGUUAAGCAGGCUUUCAAGAAUGUGUUAAGACGAAAUAUAAUCACUACUGUGACAUCACCUUCACUUUCCAAUAAAGCAUAA